AUGGCAAAAGAGCUGCUCGAGCAGACGUGUGAAAGGGAUAUUGUUGACUGUGAUUCCUGGAAUAUUCUGAUCAGAUGGCUCUGUGGGCACUUUAAGCUCAAACAAGCAUUGCAAGUUCUUGGAAAAAUGGUUGUGGCUUCACUAGUUCCUGAUUCUUCCACGCACUCAGCUCUCAUUCUUGGUUACAGUAAAUUGGGGUUACAUGAUGAUGCCAUAAAGCUGUUUGACCGGGUAUGUGCGAGCUGCUGGCUAUUGGAUCCACUGUCUCACUCCGAGCUAAUAAAAAGCCUCUGUGCAAUCGGGAGGACUCUUGAGGCUGCAGAAGUGUUCCGUUAUAUGUCUGUGAAGAAACAUCCCCUCGAAUCUUGCUCGUUCAAUAUGCUCAUGAAGGCUAUUUUUGACACAAGGGGCAUUCAUGAAGCAAGGAAGAUGCUGACAUUGGCAGCAGAGUGCGGUGUUUCUUUUAGUGAUGAAACAUACACCGUCAUGUUAGAUGGUCUAUCUGAGAAGCCUAAAUAUCAGUUUAUCGUGCUGGCGCAGAUGGUGGUAAGAGGAUUUGGGAUUAGUAGAGAAGCUUACGCCAUCCUCAUAAGGGGUGCCAUGAGUUCAUUGAGUCAAGCAAAGGAAGCGGUUUUACUUUUCAACCUGAUGGUCACUGAGGGAAUGAUCCCUGAAUCAGAAUCCUUGCUUGACUUACUCUCCAUAUUUGCCGGUCAUUCUCAGUUACACAAGAUUUCUUGUUCAAUCGUUGAACUUCUCUCUACACAUGAAGUUCUGAACUCAGACAUGUACUGA
Messenger RNA from Punica granatum (pomegranate), 795 nucleotides. The record is from RefSeq and is a predicted model, not a curated record. Lineage: Eukaryota; Viridiplantae; Streptophyta; Magnoliopsida; Myrtales; Lythraceae.